GCGCUUGUGCAAGUUUAUUUCCCGACUGCGCAUGUUUGAACAAGGGUCCUGCAUGCGGAAGUAGGGACUUUGCUUUUAAUAGUUUUCGGUGGAAUUUUUUUUAUUUUUUUUUACGAGUAUUAUUUUCAUCGAGUUGGAAAUUAAAUGCCUUGAUUUUUUUUUCAUUUGAAAGACCCGAAUUGUUCUGCAGCGUUGCGGUACGGCGUUGGUGCGGGAGUGACUGCGAGCUGCGAACACUGACUGGUACCUGAGCCAGGAUGGAGCCAAGUGCAGCCGCCUCCAUGGGGCUCGCUGUAGCCGUGCUCUCCAGCAUUGUCAAUGGCUCCACUUUCGUUUUGCAGAGGAAAGGCAUCCUUCGUGCCGAGAGCAGAGGAACUUCCUACUUAACAGAAUUGAUCUGGUGGAUUGGAACUUUAGGAAUGGGACUGGGUCAAAUAGGUAACUUCUUGGCCUACAACACUGCUCCUGCUGCAUUGGUAACUCCACUAGGAGCUCUUGGUGUGCCAUUUGGGUCACUCUUGGCUUCUUAUAUGUUGCAAGAGAAGCUAAACUUGUUGGGAAAACUAGGAUGUCUACUGAACUGCGCUGGGUCAGUUGUACUGCUCAUUCAUGCUCCCAAAACAGACAAUAUAACAUCAAGGGAGCAACUUGAAGAAAAACUGUUAGACCCAGUGUUUCUCGGCUAUAUCUGCAUUGUUCUCGCACUUCUUGUAUUGCUGAUCUUCUGGAUUGCACCUUCCCAUGGCUCGACCAACAUUAUUGUCUACAUUGGCAUUUGUUCACUGCUGGGCACUUUCACUGUGCCAAGCAGUAAAGGCCUUGGCUUAGCCACUCAAGAUGCAUUCAGCAAUAACCCAGCAAGUCAAAGAGCCCUGUACCUUUCUAUCAUUCUGCUAACAACACUGCUGUGCAGUAUUUUUCUGCAGUUUAUCUAUAUUAAUAAGGCACUGCGCUGCUUUGAUUCCUCCUUGUUUGGUGCUAUAUAUUACGUGUUUUUUACAGUUUUUGUCAUAUUGUCAUCUGGAAUCCUCUUUCAGGAAUGGAGUGACGUUAGUGUUGUGGACUUUCUGGGCAUGCUGUGUGGAUUUGUUAUCACAGUAUCAGUGGGGGUCCUCCUUUUGCAGGUGUUCAAAGGAUUUGCAAUCUCUGUCACUGACUUAACAAGCCACUUCAAAGAAACAUAGCCACUAAAGCAUUUAUAGGUGCUUUAUAGCUGGAGUUCUGAUUCUGGCCAGCACUGCAGUGAACAUUGUCAGAUAUUUAGAACCUGGCUAAUGGGAAUUGCAGAACAUUGUUUUUUCCCUAUGUACGUGGAAUAAUUGAUGUGAUCCAGUUUAGUUUGCACAUACAGUGUGGAAACAGGCUCUUCAGCCGACCAAGUCAGUGCCCACUAACAAUUACCUGUACAUUAGUUCCAUGUUGUCCCAUUUUCACAUCCAACACACUAGGGGCAAUUUACAGAAUUAACCCAAUUAACCAACAAACCUGCACGUCUUUAAAAUGUGGGGGGAAACCGGAGCAUCCGGAAAAACCCCACAUGGAGACGGGGAGAACGUACAAACUCCAUACAGGCAGCACCGGUAGUCCGGAUCGAACCCAGGUCUCUUGCACUAUAAGGUAGCGACAAAUUGCUAUUACCACACAGACCAGCUUGUCUGUGGCACGGGUCACUUCACUUGUUUCACGAUGUCCUUCAUCGGCCACCCCCAUUCACAAUUAUUUUUCUGUCACUGGGGACAGUGAGAAGCUGUUCAGGAGAUGGGGAAAUCCUGGCUACUGAGACAGUCACGGGAUCCUUAGUUUUCUGGGGAGGGAAUAGACAGAUAAUAUUUUGGAUCAGAACUCCAGGAGUUUGAACGAUAUCAAUCUGAAACGCCAUCUGUCCAUACCCUCCAGAGAUGCUGCCUGACCCGCUGAGUUGCUGCAGCACUUUGGGUUUUGCUCAAGUUUCCAGCAUCUGCAAUCCCUUGUGUCUCCUGUGGCUCUUUAGUUUUAUUAGGAGUGGGGCGGGGGAGGGGGGAGGUUAGUGAUAUUUAUCAAUUUUCUCGCCCCCACCUUCCAAUACCUACACCACACCCUCCACGUCGAUUAGUGGAUGGUGCAGUGGUGCAGCUUUAGAGCUGCUGCCUCACAGUGCCAGAGACCCAGGUCCGAUCCUGACUACAGGUGCUGUCGGUGAGGAGUUAAUGCGUUUUCCUGUGACCACGUGGGUUUUCUCUGGGUGAUCCGGUUUUCUCCCACAUUGCAAAGACAUGCAGGUUUGUAGGUUAAUUGGCUUCGGUAAAUUGCUUCUAGUGUUCAGGAUGUGAAAGUGGGAUAACAUAGAACUAGUGUACUGGUGAUUGACGGUUAGCGUGGACUUGGCGGGCCUGUUUCCAUGCUGUUUCUCGAAGCUAAAACUAAAAACCUCCAACGUUAAGGGCAGCUGUUAACUUUCACUUUGCACCCGCCCUGGUGUUCUAUUCAUUUAACAAUAAACAAUGGAGACUUGCAUCCUGUUAUGCUGCAGAUCUGAAUCCCUGGACAAUAAUUCCUUUAAGGUUAAAAUGGAAUUCCCAAAUGUGUUGGUAUUUCAUGAACUUGGGUCAGCCUUUUUAUUUUCAGUUUGUUAGACGUGCUCCUUUGGAGUUUGAAGUCUCUUUGUGUGGAGCUUUGUAACAAAUUGCCUUCAUUCGCUACAUUUAUCAUCUUUUAGAAGUGUUGUUUCUUUUCUGAAUACCAAGAUAUUGUCUGCAACUUCUACAGCGAAGAGUUAAGCUCAGGACAGGCAUAUAGAAACAAAGAACUGCAUCAAAGAAGAUGGACACAAAAUGCUGGAGUAACUCAGCGAGUCGGGCAGCAUCUCUGGAGAAAAGGAUAAGGUGACGUUUAGGGUCGAGACCCUUCUUCAAUGCAGAAAGGAAGGAAGGUUUAAGACAGGUUUAAAGAGUUGUGGGUAAGAAGGAACUGCAGAUGCUGGUUUAAACCAAAGAUAGACACAAAAAACUGGAAUAACUCAGCGGGCCAAGCAGCAUCUCUGGAGAGAAGGAAUGCGUGCCGUUUCGGGUCGAGACCCUUCUUCAGACUCCCUCUAGCUUCACAAUCCACAAACCUCUCACACCUUCCUUUCUAAUCCAGGGCCUUUGUUCCAAUCAACUGCCUAUCAAACCCACCCCAUCCCACCUAUGUCGACCUAUUACCUGCCAUGCUUUGUCCUGCCUCUCCCGUUUUCCAGCUUUCUUCUCCCCAUUUCUUCUUCAGCAUUUAUAGGUGCUCUAUAGCUGGAGUUCUGAUUCUGGCCAGCACUGCAGUGAACAUUGUCAGAUAUUUAGAACUUGGCUAAUGGGAAUUGCAGAACAUUGUUUUUUCCCUAUGUACGUGGAAUAAUUGAUGUGAUCCAGUUUAGUUUGCACAUACAAUGUGGAAACAGGCUCUUCAGCCGACCAAGUCAGCGCCCACUAACAAUUACCUGUACAUUAGUUCCAUGUUGUCCCAUUUUCACAUCCAACACACUAGGGGCAAUUUACAGAAUUAACCCAAUUAACCAACAAACCUGCACGUCUUUGAAAUGUGGGGGGAAACCGGAGCACCCAGAAAACCCCACAUGGAGAACGUACAAACUCCAUACAGGCAGCACCGGUAGUCGGGAUCAAACCCAGGUCUCUUGCACUAUAAGGUAGCGACAAAUUGCUAUUACCACACAGACCAGCUUCUCUGUGGCACGGGUCACUUCACUUGUUUCACGAUGUCCUUCAUCGGCCACCCCCAUUCACAAUUAUUUUUCUGUCACUGGGGACAGUGAGAAGCUGUUCAGGAGAUGGGGAAAUCCUGGCUACUGAGACAGUCACGGGAUCCUUAGUUUUCUGGGGAGGGAAUAGACGGAUAAUAUUUUGGAUCAGAACUCCAGGAGUUUGAACGAUAUCAAUCUGAAACGCCAUCUGUCCAUACCCUCCAGAGAUGCUGCCUGACCCGCUGAGUUGCUGCAGCACUUUGGGUUUUGCUCAAGUUUCCAGCAUCUGCAAUCCCUUGUGUCUCCUGUGGCUCUUUAGUUUUAUUAGGAGUGGGGCGGGGGAGGGGGGAG
Leucoraja erinaceus (little skate) is the source of this 4060-nucleotide messenger RNA. It is a transcript of the gene nipa1, whose product is annotated as NIPA magnesium transporter 1. Bases 258 to 1184 code for a protein of 308 amino acids. Gene Ontology annotation, molecular function: magnesium ion transmembrane transporter activity. Lineage: Eukaryota; Metazoa; Chordata; Chondrichthyes; Rajiformes; Rajidae. Gene Ontology annotation, biological process: magnesium ion transport. The record is from RefSeq and is a predicted model, not a curated record. The transcript is spliced from 5 exons. Gene Ontology annotation, cellular component: membrane.